GAUGGCGCUUCGCGUAUCGAUUGUUCUGCAGUUCGGGCCGCCUUGAAGUGGAGGAAGACGACAGCGGGCUUUUUAUGGCUUCGAAUGAAAUCUAGCCGCGUAGAAAUUGGCGGUACACCGAGCAGACUGAGCCAGCAGUGAGGGCGGCUGACGCUAGGGGUGCUAGCUUGUCAUUUCCCCCAGGUCACAGCCGGCCUCUUCCCCGAGUGACGUAGUCCUCCCUCAGCCGCCCGACCUAUGCGACGCUGCUGCUGAGCCGCCGCCGCGAUGCUCAUCAAGGAAUUUCGCGUCGUUCUUCCCAUUACCGUGGAAGAGUACCAGGUGGCCCAGCUGUACUCGGUGGCUGAGGCGAGCAAGAACGAGACGGGCGGCGGUGAGGGCAUCGAGGUGAUCAAGAAUGAGCCGUUCGAGGGCAAGGAGCUGCUGGGCGGCAAGUACAACAAGGGCCAGUACACCUACAAGAUCUACCACCUGGAGAGCAAGGUGCCGCCGUUCAUCCGCAUGCUGAUGCCCAAGGGCUCGCUGGCCGUGCACGAAGAGGCCUGGAACGCCUACCCCUACUGCCGCACCGUGCUCACCAACCCGGACUACAUGGCCGGCAACUUCACCCUCUGCAUCGAGACCAUGCACGCGCCCGACAACGGAAACCAGGAGAACGUUCAUGAGCUGCCACCGGAGAAACUCAAAAUUCGAGAGGUGGAUGUCAUCGACAUUGCCAGUGACCCAGUGUUGCCAAAGGAUGGACGCAGGCGGCAUGCUGGUUGCGGCGCAGGAGAGGACUACAAGGAGGAUGAGGACCCGUCGACCUUUGUGUCCAAGAAGACCGGGAGGGGUCCACUGAAGGGUGACUGGAUGAAGACCUGCAAGCCAGUGAUGUGCGCGUACAAGCUCGUUACAGUCGAGUUCAAGUGGUUUGGCCUGCAGAACCGUGUCGAGGCCUUCAUUCAAAAAACGGAGCGAAGGAUCUUUCUCAACUUCCACCGGCAGGUGUUCUGUUGGAUGGACAGGUGGCAUGGUAUGACCAUGGCUGACAUCCGCAAGCUGGAAGAGCAGACCAAAAAGGAAUUGGAUGAGCAACGCAAGAAAGGCACAGUUCGAGGCACCAAGGGUGAAGAGUGAAAAGCCGCUGCUGGUUCAUCAUUUUGAGUCACUGUUGUUGUUGUUGUUUGCGCGUUGAGGACCUCUAGCGAAGACAGAUGAGACUAAGCGAGCAAAAUGAGAUAAAAAAAAAAAUUGGGUGCCCGCAGUGGCUUGCCAGGACGCCCCGGGCCCCCUCAGCCAGACACAUUCCUUUGCCGUCGUCGAUGGGCCUGCUGUCGUCUACUCCAAUAAAAAGCGAGAGA
This is a messenger RNA of Rhipicephalus sanguineus (brown dog tick), 1343 nucleotides long. RefSeq names its product phosphatidylinositol transfer protein alpha isoform (gene vib). Lineage: Eukaryota; Metazoa; Arthropoda; Arachnida; Ixodida; Ixodidae. Gene Ontology annotation, biological process: phospholipid transport. Gene Ontology annotation, cellular component: cytoplasm. The transcript is spliced from 8 exons. The coding region runs from base 268 to 1119 and encodes 283 amino acids. The record is from RefSeq and is a predicted model, not a curated record. Gene Ontology annotation, molecular function: phosphatidylinositol binding; phosphatidylinositol transfer activity; phosphatidylcholine intramembrane carrier activity.